Molecule: messenger RNA, 1542 nt
Organism: Mycena citricolor
Lineage: Eukaryota; Fungi; Basidiomycota; Agaricomycetes; Agaricales; Mycenaceae
Source: the annotation of a GenBank genome assembly
UCUAACAAACUUUGUCGAUUUCUGGUUGCGUAUGAUACGACUCAGCCCGCAUCACGGCAGCCCGCCUCAUUGUCAUGCACGCUCUGAAGCCUGCAAAACAAUCCCUAUCGAAACAGCACGUGGUGUGAUAUGCUGUGAGUCAAUGCGGGGCGGCCAUAGUCAAAGCACGGCCAAAGCACACACACCUGCGGCAUGUUAAAGCGCCGCACAGCAACUCUCCUUCUUCUUCCUACUUAAGCCCACCCACUUCGUCUUAUUGUUCUCUGCGACACCCCCCGAAUCAGUCUCCUCUCCCAUGUUGCACAACAUCUCUGACAUCAUAGCGAAUGAUCAUUCGAGCUCCGGCGUGGACAUGGCACCGGAUGAUGACGUCUCCUGGACCGCGGGGUAAGCUUCCCUCGAAUGUUCCGCAGCGUAUGGGACUGACCGCUAUCCUUCCUAGGUCGGAUUAUGAACCAGAUUCGAGUGAAGACUACGACUUUGAAGACGACCUUAUUGUUUGUGAUCGAGUUCCAGCUCUUUCCAGCAGCAGCAAUGCUUGUUCUCUUCCGCAAUCGAUACAGUCGCUUGCCUCUUCUUCCCGUCCCCAAGAGAAUCUUACUCGGAGCCAGGACGAUCAGGACCUGAGUCCUACGAAUGUCACCGCGUCUUCCGGGUCCUCUGGCCUCGCCGCUGGUUCCUCUGGCCCUUCGGCAUCCGGAGAGACUUCCCAACCGCAAAUGUCCUAUGCUAGUCCCUCCGCAUCGAUUUCUAGCGCCAGUUUGCCCUCGGCACCUGUGACCACCUCCCAUCGAACAACCUCCACAAAUGCGACUGCACCACCGACCAUCCCCCCAGUUACAAACCCAAGUGCAUCUGCCGCACCUGUGCAGCUUCCAUCUGCCGGCGCACCACCGCCACAGCUACCGCCGCCCAUCCACGUCAACGUCAACGUCUUCUUGACCCUGCAAGUCACCGCACAUCCCCUGAUGCCGACUCUUCCCCCCGCGGCCCCGAUCCACCUCCUUCCCGUGCAACACGGGUUUACCUUCCUUGGCAAUGGUGGGAAUGCACCCUGGCCUUGGCCACCGCUGGCCCUGUGGCACGCUUUCGGACUAGCAGCUGGGUCUGGAGUCUCAGCACGUGAUACUGCCCAGCCCGCAGCUCGGGAUGGGAGGCCAGAGACCAGCCCGGUCCGUGCGGCGCCUUCGGUGAUGGUCGGGUUGAGAGAGCUUGGCAGCAUCUUGUUGCCACUUGCUGCGUUGAGAAGCUCGAAGAGGAAGAGAGAUGAAGAUGAGGGAGAUUCGGGACAGAAGAGAAGUAAACGAAAGAUUGAAUGAGCAGCUUGAUGUUCUGUUCUGUUUUCGAUUUCAAGUACAUGUGACCGAUUUGUUACCUGCGACGAUGUACUUUCGAGAUCCCUUCCCGCCAGCAUAACACAGGCCUAGUUAAUUUCUUUAUUUCAAUAGCUUGUUCUACGCUUCCGGAUUUUCCCGGACACGUCUCCUUUCCUAGUUUUGAAUGACUCAGAGUGGAAAUAUACGUUAAUGUGCUGCCGUCUCC